AUGAGGUUUCUGCAGACCGGCUUGCUCUUCCUCGCAGCAACUGUAGCUCGUGCUACAUUGCAGAUCGUCCCAGGCGCAACAUGGACCGCGACCAACACGCUUAAACAUGUUCAAGCCCACGGAGCUGGCGUAAUCCAGGUCGGCUCGACGUACUACCUCAUUGGCGAGGACAAGACCAACGGCAGCGCCUUUCAAAACAUCAACUGCUACUCGUCGACAAACCUGGUCGAGUGGACGUACGUGGGCGCGCUACUAUCGCAGACGUCGUCGUCGGGCGAUCUAGGCCCCAGCCGCGUCGUUGAGCGGCCCAAGGUCAUUUACAACUCGAGCACCAAAAAGUAUGUGCUCUACAUGCACAUUGACAGCAGCGACUAUAGCGAGGCCAAGGUCGGCGUCGCCACCUCGGACACGGUCUGUGGUGCCUAUAGCUACCUGGGCAGCUGGAGGCCGCUUGGCUACCAGAGCCGCGACAUGGGUCUUUUCCAGGACGACGACGGCAAGGCGUAUCUGUUGACCGAGGAUCGUGCCAACGGUUUACGCAUCGAUGCUCUCACCUCGGACUAUCUCAACGUAACGAGUGCGACUUACCUGUGGAGUGACUCGAUUGAGGCGCCAGCCAUCCUGAAGAAGAAUGGAUACUACUUCAUGUUUGGUAGCCACUUGACUGGCUGGAGUCCAAACGACAAUGUAUACUCCUACGCUACAUCCCUCUCGGGACCCUGGUCCUCAUGGGCCACCUUUGCCACGACAGGCUCCAACACGUACACGUCGCAGACAAACUACAUUCUGCCCUUUGGGUCCUCGGCCAUAUACAUGGGCGACCGCUGGGUCUCGUCCAACCUGAUGCGCAGCACCUACGUGUGGCUGCCGCUCAGCAUCUCGGGCACCACCGUCUCCAUGGCCAACUACGUGAACUGGGUGCCCAACGCGUCGGCGGGGACCUGGGCCGCCGGCCCAUCCGAGACCCAGCCCGAGGGCGAGUCGGCCACGCUCGCCGGCGGCGCCACGUCCGUGUCGUGCUCGGGCUGCUCGGGCACAAAGGCCGCGGGAUACAUUGGGGGCUCCUCGGGCGGCUCCGUCACUUUCAGCGGCGUGUCGAGCUCAGCCAGCACCAAGUCCACCAUUCGUAUAAAGUAUGAAAACGGUAAUACCGGCCAGCGCUUCGCCAAGGUAACGGUCAAUGGUGUGGCGCAGACGGUUGCCUUUUUGCCCAGCGAGGACGGCAAUACCCCGGCCAGCAGUGUCGUGCACGCUCAGCUCACCAGCGGAAGCAGUAACACGGUGGUCAUUGCCGGCGUUGGCGACGGGACCUAUGGGCCCGAUGUCGACCGAAUUAUGGUGCCGUCUAGUUGA
Molecule: messenger RNA, 1353 nt
Organism: Pestalotiopsis fici W106-1
Lineage: Eukaryota; Fungi; Ascomycota; Sordariomycetes; Amphisphaeriales; Sporocadaceae
Exons: 4
Coding region: 1-1353 (450 amino acids)
Biological process (GO): carbohydrate metabolic process
Molecular function (GO): hydrolase activity, hydrolyzing O-glycosyl compounds
Source: RefSeq, a predicted model, not a curated record